Messenger RNA from Fusarium proliferatum ET1, 507 nucleotides. RefSeq lists its product as uncharacterized. NCBI's taxonomy places the organism in Eukaryota, Fungi, Ascomycota, Sordariomycetes, Hypocreales, Nectriaceae. The record is from RefSeq and is a predicted model, not a curated record. The transcript has 2 exons. The coding region runs from base 1 to 507 and encodes 168 amino acids.
AUGAGACUCCUGACUCCCCUCAUCAUCGCCUCCAAUGCCAUCUUGGCAGCCUCCCAAAUCAUGGGAACGCCAUCCUACGAGUAUCUUUACACUGUCAACGCGACCCUCGGCGAACGUUGGCCGAUUGGCGACUACGGUCAAGGUAGCCGCGUUGUGAUUCCCAUCACUGGCGGAACCUUCAAGGGACCCAAGCUUUCUGGAACGGUCACUAACCUUGGUGCCGACUGGGGUCUCACCGACACCAAGGGCGUUUUCUUCCCCGAUACCCGAUACAACCUGAGGACUCAUGAUGGAGUUGAUAUCUAUAUCCAAACCUCUGGCCCGACGCAGCCUGAUGGAAGGACGUUGUUGAGGGGCGUUUUCCAGGCAGCGCACCCGGAUUAUGAGUGGUUGAACUACGUCCUAGCUGUAGGCGUGUUGCAGCGGCCGCCAGCUGAGAGCAAGGGUAAAUAUGUCGUUAUUGACAUGUGGGCAAUGGUUUUGCCAGACUGUAACGGGAAUUGCUAG